This is a messenger RNA of Prunus dulcis (almond), 492 nucleotides long. RefSeq lists its product as uncharacterized. Lineage: Eukaryota; Viridiplantae; Streptophyta; Magnoliopsida; Rosales; Rosaceae. The coding region runs from base 1 to 492 and encodes 163 amino acids. The record is from RefSeq and is a predicted model, not a curated record. Gene Ontology annotation, molecular function: nucleic acid binding; RNA-DNA hybrid ribonuclease activity. The transcript has 2 exons.
AUGAUUUUUAAUGGAGCAGUUCAUUUGGCUGAGGAAUAUGGAGAUCUAAUGAGAAGAGAAUCUAAUAUAGUUAUUGAAAAGGCUUCCAAAUGGUCUCACCCUCCUGUUGGUAAGUUUAAACUCAAUGUAGAUGCUGCUUAUAUUCCUGAUAUGGGUGUGGGUGGAAUUGGUGCUGUCAUUAGAAAUGAGAAAGGGGAAGUGAUGGUGGCUACGGCCCUUCCCCUUCACACUGCCACCUCCCCCAAACAUGCCGAGAUCAUGGCACUUCAAUUCGGGUUGAACUUUGCUUGGGAUGCAGGCUUCUCUUCUAUCCUGGUUGAGUCUGAUUCACAAGCAGUGGUUAACAAUUUAAAUACUGAUGAGGAGUCUUUCGCACCAAAAGGGCAUCUCAUUGAUGAUAUCAAGAGGAGUUUGCAACAGUUAGAGAAUGGUAGAAGGGUUCCCCUCUGGCUGGAGUCGUUCCUUAUUGAUGAUACAGUUGUAUCCUCUUAA